Molecule: messenger RNA, 605 nt
Organism: Dimorphilus gyrociliatus
Lineage: Eukaryota; Metazoa; Annelida; Polychaeta; Dinophilidae
Source: the annotation of a GenBank genome assembly
ACGUGAUCUACCGGUCAGAACCGAUCAAUACAUGAUGAUUUUGUCAUAUGAUGGACUUCAAAUAUUAAUUGAAUAACUACUAUAUUUGAUUUAUAUUACAUAAAAAAGCGCAACAUAUAGAGCUUAGGAAAAUGGGCUGUUGUUUUGGUAAAGACGAUGACAAAGCAAACAAUGAAAAUCAAAAUAACGAAACUAGUCGUCUUAUCAGCGAUUCAUCAUGUGAAAAUGGUGGAGUUAGAAUAGAUGGGUAUGACACUUUCUUCCCAGGAGAUGAACAAUCAGCGUAUAACAGAAUUGUAACUCAAGUAUCCAAGGAUGUAAUUGAUGUGUCGUCACUUCACGCUCCAUCUGUGGAAUAUUCUGACAUAGCCGAUAGAGAAAAACAUUAUAAGCAAAAAUUGAAUUUGGCUCUAGGAGGAAGCUUUAAGAAAAAGCAUUCUCUUAUUCCUGGAUGUAAGGAUCCUUAUGCCCUGUUGUCUGCCCGAGUAAUUAAUUUUACAGACUUGAACAUGAUUCAACAAGCGGCUUUAAACACAAAUGGUGCCGUAUCUGAUAUUCACAUAAGUCAUAAAGAAAGUCUAGUUGUACCUUUCACCGUUCCAUGA